This is a messenger RNA of Prosopis cineraria, 922 nucleotides long. RefSeq lists its product as uncharacterized. Gene Ontology annotation, cellular component: nucleus; mitochondrion. Gene Ontology annotation, biological process: mitochondrion organization. NCBI's taxonomy places the organism in Eukaryota, Viridiplantae, Streptophyta, Magnoliopsida, Fabales, Fabaceae. The record is from RefSeq and is a predicted model, not a curated record.
CAACUCAACUCAAAUAAAUUUUUCCUUUCUAAGGGUUUUGUGGUUCAUAUUUCUGCAUCGGCAUAUUCUCUGGUUCUUCCUCUGUGAUCUUCUUCUCCCUAUCUGUUUUUCGCCGCCUCAACCCCAAACCCUAACCAUGCCUCGCCGCAGCUCCGGUGGAAGAUCUUCUCGGCCAGCACCUCGCCCAGCUGCAGCUCGUAACCCCCCUCCGCAACCAGCUCACCAUGCUCCUCCUCCAGCUCCCAUGCAGAGCAGCGGCGGUGUGUCUAUGCUUGGGGGCAUUGGUUCAACCAUUGCUCAGGGCAUGGCUUUUGGAACUGGUAGUGCUGUAGCACACAGGGCUGUGGAUGCUGUGUUGGGUCCCCGUACUGUUCAACAUGAAACGGUUGUCACUGAGGGUGCUGCUGCUGCCCCUGCACCGACUGCGAAUACUUUGGUGGUGGCCUGUGGUGUUCACACGAAGGCUUUCCAAGAUUGCCUGAACAGCUACGGGAAUGACAUUAGCAAGUGCCAAUUCUACAUGGAUAUGCUAGCAGAGUGCCGGAAGAACUCUGGAGCCUCAUUGAGUGCUUGAGCCAUUCUUCAUCUGCUCUCUACCCUUCUGCAAUAGAAUUAUCUCAGCCAUGAGUCUGCGUCAGUGUCAGUCCUUGUCUGUCUCUGAUGGUUAAGAUCGUUCAUGUGUAGUUGCGGGCUUCAUUUAAAUAAAGCCUUUUAUGGAAGAAGCUGAAAAGAACUCUUGCAUGAACCAUCAGUAUCAAUUUGUUGCUGUUUUGAUCAUUGGAUGUCAUAAUUGGUCUAUUUGGUCUACUUUGUAUUUGGAUCUAUUGAUGGUUGCUAUAUACUGAAUUGGAGCGAAACAAGUUUCUCUGUUUAAACAUUUAUCACAUAAAGCUAUGAAACUAGGUACAAUCUUUGCUAGCUA